AUGAAGGAAAGUAGCAUUUUACCUUAUUAUCCUUGUUUUAUUUCACAACAUAAUCUCUACUACCCUCACCUAUUACCACCGCCACAACUACUGUCACCACCGCUAUCACCACCACCACCACCUACCACCGCGACCGCCACCACUUUCACCAACCGUCACUGCCACUGCCACCACUACUUACCGUUAUCGCCCUACCACCUACCACCGCCACCGCCACUAGUACCACCUAUCGCCAUCACCACCUAUACCUACUAUCACUACCACCUAUCGCCAUCGCCCCACCACCUACCACAUCCACCGCCAUCACCAUCUACCAUUGCCACCCACCACCUACCACCGUUACCACCACCACCACCACCUACUUAUCGUCACCGCCGUCACUAUCACCACCAUCUACCGCUACCACCACCAAUACCUACGAUCGCCUCCAACAUGAAAGCUUAA
Lactuca sativa (garden lettuce) is the source of this 444-nucleotide messenger RNA. The record is from RefSeq and is a predicted model, not a curated record. Lineage: Eukaryota; Viridiplantae; Streptophyta; Magnoliopsida; Asterales; Asteraceae.